Salvelinus fontinalis (brook trout) is the source of this 2128-nucleotide messenger RNA. Its product is annotated as collagen alpha-3(VI) chain-like. The record is from RefSeq and is a predicted model, not a curated record. Lineage: Eukaryota; Metazoa; Chordata; Actinopteri; Salmoniformes; Salmonidae. The transcript has 2 exons. Bases 904 to 2088 code for a protein of 394 amino acids.
CUUUCAUGUGACAGAAGCAGCUUUGUCCUGUUUUCCCUUACCUAUGCCACAUGUAAUAUGACUCUUUAUCUGAACCUUCACAUUCCCUAGUUGAGAGUCAGGCUCCCAGGAGGGAUGUUGUGUUCUUGCUGGAUGGAUCUGAUGGCACUAGGAGUGGAUUCCCAGCCAUGCGUGACUUUGUUCAAAGAGUGGUGGAGACACUCAGUGUGGAUGAGAACAAAGAUCGCGUUGCGGUGGUCCAGUACAGUAGAGAUCCAGCCGCCCAAUUCUACCUGAACACAUACACAACAAAGGGAGAGAUUCUCAACACUGUAAGAGGUCUGAGACACAAAGGCGGGAGACCUCUCAACACUGGAGCAGCUCUCCAGUACGUGAGGGACAAUGUCUUUACUGCCUCCUCCGGAAGCAGACGCUUGGAAGGCGUUCCACAGCUACUGAUUCUGUUGAGUGGUGGAAGGUCCGUUGACAAUGUUGACACGCCAGCUUCUGCUCUGAAGGAGCUUGGGGUUUUGGUCUUUGGAAUUGGAACAAGGAGCUCUGAUAGCAGAGAAUUGCAGAGGAUAUCACAUGAUCCCAGUUACGCUCUGUCUGUCUCAGACUUUACUGACCUUCCGAGCAUCCAGCAGCAACUUCUGUCCUCGGUGGAGGCAGUGGUUAUUGAUGUUACUCCAGAAUCACCAACAGUUUUAGGUAUGUGUUAUCACUGUGAAUGAAGAGUCAGGAUGUGUUAACAAAAUGGCCGCUGAGUCUUAGAAACGACUAUAUCAUUUGGCCAAAAACACCACAUUUGAUCAGUUUGAUUGACAUAAUCUAUUUAUUUUCUCAGUUGAUCAUGACACCGCCAGAAAGGAUGUGGUAUUCCUUCUGGAUGGUUCUGAUGGCACAAGGAAUGGAUUCCCAGCAAUGCGUGAUUUUGUUCAGAGAGUAGUAGAGAAACUCAAUGUGGGAGGAGACAAAGACCGCGUUUCUGUGGUCCAGUACGGUAGAGAUCAAGAAGUGAAUUUCUAUCUGAACACAUACACCACGAAGGGCGACAUUCUUGACAUCGUCAGAGGUCUGAGGCACAGAGGAGGUAGACCCCUCAACACUGGGGCAGCCCUCCAGUAUGUAAGGGACAACGUCUUUACUGCCUCCUCGGGAAGCAGAAGCCAAGAGGGUGUCCCUCAGAUGCUGAUACUGCUGAGUGGCGGGAGGUCCAAUGAUAAUGUUGAUAUACCAGUUUCUGCCCUGAAAGAGAGUGGGGUCUUGAUCUUUGCCAUUGGAAACAGAAAUUCUAGCAAAGAGGUUCAAAGGAUUGCCUCUGACCCCAGUUAUUCCCAGUCUGUUUCUGAAUUCUCUGAUCUCCCCAGCGUCCAGGAUAAGUUUUUCUCCUCACUCAUUACUGUACACGUUGGCGCCACACCCAUUUCCCCAACAGUCAUAGUGGACCUAAGCAUCGCCAGAAAGGAUGUAGUAUUCUUGCUGGAUGGUUCUGAUGGCACUAGGAAUGGCUUCCCAGAAAUGCGUGACUUUGUUCAAAGAGUAGUGGAGAAACUCACUGUAGGGGAGAACAGAGAUCGAGUCUCUGUGGUACAGUAUAGCAGAGAACCAGAGGCCCACUUCUAUCUGAACACUUACACAAGAAAAGAAGAGGUUGUUGACACCGUAAGAGGGCUAAAGCACAAAGGAGGGAGACCCCUCAACACUGGAGCAGCUCUCCAGUAUGUCAGGGACUACGUCUUUACUGCCUCCUCUGGAAGUAGGCGCCUUGAAAGUGUUCCACAGAUUCUGAUACUGCUAAAUGGUGGAAGGUCCUUUGACAAUGUAGAUAAACCAGCUUCUGCUCUCAAGGAGCUCGGUGUCUUGGUGUUUGGAAUUGGAACAAGGAGCUCUGAUAGCAGAGAAUUACAGAAGAUAUCCUAUGACCCCAGUUAUGCUCUCUCCGUGUCUGAAUUUACUGACCUCCCCAACAUCCAACCGCAGCUUCUUUCUGCCAUGAACACUGCCAUUAUACAGGACACAACCAUGACACCAACACUAAUACCAACAAUAGUAGGUAAGAAAAAUAUGGUUUUGAUCUGUUCCAGUUCAUCUUUUACAUUAGGAUAGAGUAGUUGAUAGCUUAGAACACUUGUGUAGAUUCCCCUGA